CACCCCUGUCCAGCGGACGCAGAGAUGCCGAACACCGAGGUGGCCUCGUCCGUCAGACACGUACAUUUCCUUCACGAAUCCAUGUGUAUGAGCACCUUCACAACUUGUAGUAAGACUUUCCGACGGCGAGAUUUUGCGGCCCACCUUCAAGGACACAGCAUUCAGGAGAACGCCACGAUCGCGGCAACAGACAAUCGACGUGGGGUCCCCGCACGCAUACUUGAUUGUCGAACAAUACAGUAGGUACCUGCAGGCUGUCAAAGGAGACGCCACAGGCCAGUACAGGUACAAAAGGAAGGCCAACAUUACGACUUGUAUACCGUUCUCCUCCUUCAUCAAGCAGCCUCGUCUCGCCAUCGACGGCAUCCUCCCUCGCCACUCAUCCACAUCUCAGUUCUCUGGCAGCAGAGUCUAGUCGACAUGUCUUCAGCUCAAGCCGAUCUGGCUAACGCCACCGAGGUCACGAGGAUCGAUGACAAGGCGCAAGCUAAGGUCGCCUCUAAGAUCGAGGAUUACGAUGCUAUGCUUCACGAUGCCGCUCAAGUCACCCAAGAGGAGCAAAGCGUCGGCAUCUGGGAGACUAUCAGAAGACACCCCUACGCCAUCAUGUGGGUCAUGCUCUUCGGCCUCGGACUCGUCCAAGAGGGCUACGACCUCAUGCUCUUGAGUUCGUUCUACGCUCAACCGGCCUUCACUCGGCGAUUUGGUACUUGCAACGCUGCGGGCGUAUGUGAAAUCUCUGCGCCCUGGCAAUCGGGCCUCAACAACGGCGCUCUGGUCGGCGAGAUUCUCGGUCUUCAAGUCGUUGGUGUUGUCAGCGAGCGCUUUGGAUACAGGAAGACCAUGAUGGUCUCCUCCGCCUUGAUGGUGGCCUUCAUCUUCAUCCCCUUUUUCGCGACUUCACUCCCCGUGCUACUCGUAGGGCAGAUCCUUCAGGGCAUGCCAUGGGGCGUCUUCCAGACUCUCACUACUACCUACGCCGCGGACAUUGCUCCUCUCCAACUGCGUGGUGUCCUGACCUCCUACAACAACAUCUGCUGGGUCAUGGGUCAGCUCCUCGCCUCAGGAAUCCUCCGUGCCUGCCUCAAUGCCCCCGGACGUUGGGCGUACAAGAUUCCCUACGCUCUGCAGUGGGUGUGGCCCCCUAUCAUCAUCGUUGCCUGCCUCUUUGCACCCGAAUCUCCGUGGUGGCUUGUCAGGCAGAAGAGACUGGCAGAAGCUGAGACCUCUCUCCGGAAGCUUGCAAGUACUCACGCCGAGUUUACCCACGAGGCAGCCACGGCCAAGAUCAAUGAGAUGAUUCUCACCACCGAACUCGAGCGCGAGACUCGAGCUGGUGCCCGCUACUUCGAUUGCUUCAAGGGCACCAACCUACGACGUACUGAAAUCGGUGUCAUGGUCUACCUUGCCCAGGUCUUCGGUGGUGCUCCUCUGAUGGGAUACUCGACGUACUUCUUCUUGCAAGCUGGCUUCUCCGUCAACAAUUCCUUCAAUAUGACCAUUGGCCUCUUUGCUUUGGGCUUUGUGGGCACUGUGCUCUCUUGGUUCGCCAUGAGCAAGUUCAAUCGUCGUCUCAUGUUCCUCUUCGGCCUGGCGGUCGCCGUCGUCAUCUUGAUGGUGACAGGUGCCGUUGGGGCCGCAGCCGGAGACACCCCUAGUGGUCAAUGGGCUAUUGGUGCCAUGUUGCUCCUCUUUACCUUCUUCUACGAUUUCACCGUGGGGCCUGUGGCAUAUUCUCUGGUGGCAGAAGUACCUUCCGCCCAGCUACGAGCCAAGUCAGUCGCAUUGAGCCGCAAUAGUUACAAUUUGGGCGGCCUGAUUGCGAAUGCUAUUACGCCUCGGAUGCUCAAUCCUGAUGCCUGGAACUGGGGCGCGAAGAGCGGCUUCUUCUGGGCUGGUACAGCUUGCCUCUGGUUCCUCUGGUGCUUCUUCAGGCUGCCAGACCCAACAGGAAGGACUUACCUCGAGCUCGAUGCUCUCUUCGAGGCCAAAGUGCCUGCCCGCAAGUUCAGGACCACUCGUUUGGAGCUCUUUGGCGCUCAGCAAGACAAGCCUGUCCACGCUUCUUCCUCCCUUGAGAAGAUCAGCAGCGCUGGCCACGAGAAGGAGGAGGGUAAUCAGACCCAGACCCACACCGCGACCUACAAUGCCUAGGUGCGCUUGCUCUUCCUCUUCCGCUGUUGCCAUUGUUUUCCAUUGUGCUUUGUCAUUGUCUUGGUCUCAUCGUCUUGUCGCAUCCUUGCAAUAUGUAAUAAGAAUCGUCGUAUGCUCUUGCCAUUGUCUUGAUCGU
Molecule: messenger RNA, 2290 nt
Organism: Microstroma glucosiphilum
Lineage: Eukaryota; Fungi; Basidiomycota; Exobasidiomycetes; Microstromatales; Microstromataceae
Product: putative maltose permease
Exons: 1
Coding region: 421-2154 (577 amino acids)
Biological process (GO): transmembrane transport; carbohydrate transport
Cellular component (GO): membrane
Molecular function (GO): carbohydrate:proton symporter activity
Source: RefSeq, a predicted model, not a curated record